Procambarus clarkii (red swamp crayfish) is the source of this 5997-nucleotide messenger RNA. It is a transcript of the gene gny, whose product is annotated as ALG6 alpha-1,3-glucosyltransferase garnysstan. Gene Ontology annotation, cellular component: endoplasmic reticulum membrane. Lineage: Eukaryota; Metazoa; Arthropoda; Malacostraca; Decapoda; Cambaridae. Gene Ontology annotation, biological process: protein N-linked glycosylation. Gene Ontology annotation, molecular function: dolichyl pyrophosphate Man9GlcNAc2 alpha-1,3-glucosyltransferase activity. The record is from RefSeq and is a predicted model, not a curated record.
UGUAAGUUAUGGAGGAGGCGGCGCUGGAUCCGUCACACGAGAGAGUGGUGACCACGGGUGUGACAGGCGGCUGUACUGUCCCUCUCACCUGUUACUACCGUCACUACGACCGGAUAUAUCCCGUCCCUCGUGACCUGCCGUAGUAGCCCAGGCCGAGCGCUGCUCACCUCAGCCAUGACCACCUACACUGUCUCCUACAUUAAAGAGAAGCUCACCAAGGCCCUCGACGCCUCCCAUAUCGAUGAUUGGGAGUAUUGAGAAGAUUUUAAGGACCUCAGAAACAGCCUGCCAACAUCUUUGUUCAGGCGGCAUUCUCUUAAGACAUCUCGUCACCUCUUCAGUAUAUACUUCUUGAACAGACAUUCUAAAGUGUCAUUUGUAAACGCCUACUUUUCAUAACUUGAAAGAGAGAUAAGAUUAUUUGUAGCUUCAAUAUUAGAAUAUGCCUGAAACUUGAUCAUGCAUAUGUGAGGCCUCUUUUUUUAUUUUAUGUAGGCUAUAUCUAGUACAGUAUACUGUUCUGUAUAUAUAUACAGUAUAUAUAUAUAUCCAUAUAAAUACAGUAUAUAUAUAGCAUAUCUUAUUGAUUGCACUAGUUAUAUUCAUCAUCUUAUUCAUUUGAAAAAGUUUAGUUCAUUGUAGUUGGAAUUUUACUAAAUAAAAAUUUAACGUUAUUUAAAAUAUGGCAAAUGUUGUUUUGGUCACACUUUUUGGCCUUCUCUUGAGAUGGUGUGUGUCACUGCACCCUUACUCGGGGGCUGGUAAACCCCCAAUGUUCGGGGACUAUGAAGCCCAGCGCCACUGGCAGGAGGUGACAGUCAAUUUACCAGUCAAAGAGUGGUACGUGAAUUCAACAAGUAAUGAUCUACUGUACUGGGGCCUGGACUAUCCACCCCUUACUUCAUAUCAUAGUUACUUGUGUGGAAUUCUAGCAAAGAGAUUGAACCCCAAUUUUGUUGAAAUGCAUGCCUCUCGUGGUUAUGAAAGUUAUGAGCACAAGUUAUUUAUGCGGUACAGUGUGUUUGUAGUUGAUCUAUUCGUGUACAUUCCUGCAGCUUACAUGUUUCUUUGUGCCCUCUCAAGUGUUUCUCCACGAAAGAAAUAUGGGAAAAUGGAGUAUAUAUCACUAAUGCUGUAUCCAGGCUUAUAUCUGAUAGAUUACGGUCAUUUUCAGUAUAAUAAUGCAUCACUUGGAUUUUUUAUAGGUGCUGUUGCUGCCCUAGUAAAGGGCCAGGAUUGUUUGGGUUCGAUUUUGUUUUGUUUAGCAUUAAAUUAUAAACAAAUGGAAUUAUAUCAUGCUCUACCCAUAUUUUUCUAUUUGCUAGGAAUAUGUUCCAAACAAGGAAGCAUAACAGGCUUCAUGUUAAAACUAAGUAAGAUUGGUAUUUCAGUAGUUUUAACCUUUGCUAUCAUCUGGUCUCCCUUUCUGUCUGACACCAAAGUAUUGUUACAGGUGGUGCAUCGUUUAUUUCCUCUUAACCGAGGUUUAUUUGAAGACAAAGUGGCUAGUUUUUGGUGUAGUAUAUCAGUUUUAGUAAAACUCCAUAAACUAGUCAGCACUACUAAUAUGGCUCUGAUCUGCUUGCUUUGUACAAUUGUGUGUAUGAUCCCGUCAAGUUUGCACCUUUUCAUUAAUCCCACACAAAGGCACCUUCGCUAUGCCCUUGUUAAUGGUUCAUUUAUUUUCUUUUUGAUGAGUUACCAUGUCCAUGAAAAGAGUAUCUUGCUUGUAGCAAUACCAGCCUGUUUGAUAUUUAGUGAAGAACCUUUCAUGGUAACUUGGUUUUUCAUUGCAUCCAUUAUUAGUAUGUUGCCUCUUUUAGUCAAAGAUGGCUUAACAGUUCCCAUGAUUGCAUUAACAGUGCUUAUAUAUGUAAUAUUGAAUUGUGUACAAAGUUCAACUGGUUUCUCAUAUUCAAAACCACCAGCCAAGAAUCCCUUUUGGAUAUGGAUGAGAAGGAGCUUCCAACUUUCCCUGGUUGGCUUUUGCUUCCUAACUGUUGUUUCCUUGACUGUGACCCCCCCAUCUCGGCUUCCAGACCUCUUCCCAGUGCUGUUGUCCAUUUACUCGUGUGGCCACUAUUGCCUUUUCUGUUUAUACUUCCAUUUCUGCCAGUUUACCAUGAAAUAUAGCAAGAAUUCAUUUACCAAGUUGAAGAUGCAGUAAAUUUUAAAUAAUGAGAUUGGAUAGCACUGAAAGAAAUACCACAAAGAUUUUUUUUUUUUUUUUAAAUCCUUGUUUAAGAUAAAUAAUACGGUAUAUAUAUAUUUUUCUAGAUAAUUAUUUGACAGUAAAGUCAGCAAUCAUUACCUACUUAAAGUUCUGUAUAUAUACUAUAAUUUAUCUUUGUAAAUGAGGUAAAAAAAUUACUUCAUAUCUUUGCAAAACUUGAUAACUCAAAAAGAGGUUUAUAUAUGGAAUGACAUCACAGUCCAAUUUGUAAAUGCAGUAACUAGAGGUGUUAACCAAAAUGCUGUACCUGUACUGUGUGUGUCUGUGGCCAAUGUUUUGCCAAGGACAGUACAGUGAAAUUUUUGAGGGUACAGUAUUUUUUUCUUUUUAUUUAAUUUCUAAUAUGGAUAAAAGGUGUUGACCAGGCCACACACUAGAAGGUGAAGGCCUGGACCAUUCUCAAGUCGAUUGUGAAUGGAAUUGUGACCAUUCUCAAUCGACUUGAGAAAUGGUCCAGGACGGACCGAAACGUCGUCGUCCCUUCACCUUCUAGUGUGUGGUCUAGUCAACAUACUUUAGCCACGUUAUUGUGACUCAUUGCCUGCAUUUGGAUAAAAGGUGUUCUUAACAUAGAUACCAUGGAAAAUCUUAGAAAGAAAAUAGUAAAUCUAUUAUAUAUUUUGUAUCGUUAUAUACUGUAAUGCAAUUUUCAUUGCAUGAAAACAUGUAACUUGCUAUCAGGCCACUUGUGUUCCAAAUAUAUAAACUGUCAUUAUAAAUAGAACAUAUAAGCAUGCUUACUAAGGAGUUUUAUGUCUUUUCAUAUCUACCAUUAAUUCCUGAAGUACAGAAAAUGACAAUAGCAAUAAACAAGUACCCGGGAGUUAGGCAACUGUUGUGGAGUUGCAUCCUGGGGAGGGUCAGUAGUUGGACCAUGGGGGGGAGUGCUCGAUAUAAGCUUAAGGAAUAUAGAUAUACACAGGCUUCCUGUCCCUGACAAAAUGAAUUGUAUAAUCUAUAUAUCUGUAUCUCUAUCUUACACAUAAUGUGUUGCAACAUUAGAAAUUACACAAUAUGCUUUAUUUAACAAAUAUAAAAUCUUACGACAAGUGUGAGGUGUAAGCGUGAGGGCUUGAAAGAAGUACGGUACAGUACAGUAUACUGUACUGUAAUUACCAAUUUUUGAUGCUACUAUCUGGGGUGAUGUGCAAGUCUGCUGUCAACCACUAGCACCACGUGCCGGGUCCAAGAGCCUAUUUUGAAGAGCAUUAGACCUGGUCAAACUUUUUUUAGAAACAUUUUUCUAGGCAAGUAGACUGGGGUCCCAUAUCAUCAUCUAGAGCAUAUUUGUUUUUAUAUUGUUUCCUAUUUCAUUUUCAGUGUUUGUGCACAAAAUUUCUUUUAGGUCAUCUACCUGACAUAUCCGACCAGGUUAAAUUAAUUAUAAUUAUUUCCAUUUAUCUACCACAGCAAUUAUAGGGAUAAUGCCUCUCACCCCUGGACAAAAUUACCCUGUAUUGGUAUUGGUAACAGUAUUAAGCAUUAUGUGCUGUGACCAUGACAAAUAAAUAGUAAUUUCACAUUUUGCCUGGUUUACAAAGAGCUACAGGUUGGUGACUGCAAUAACAUACUUGGUCCCAAUUGGUUCAAAAUCCAUACGACUGAGGCUGGCUUUAGCUACACACGUUUUCAGUGGUCUGUAUCUUUUGAAACCGUCAAGUGUUAAAUUCUAAUGGUAAUGUACAAGGCACCAUGGUAUGUCUGUGGUGUUUUCAGUUAGUAGAUGCAGUUCAGUACUGUACUUGGUUUUGGUGUUGACUCGAUCACUUCUUUAGUCAUACACAGUAGCGCAGUCAGUUGGCAGUGUUGGAUACAACCAAUAAAAUUUAUUUCUAGGUGUCUAUUGUUAUGUAUUUUACAGUACAGCAAAAUAUCAUAAAACUGCCUUAAAAAUAAAAUGUAAUGUCUUAAAAACAAAAUCUAAGAAUUUUAUCCAAAAUAAAACCUUAAAACUUUUAAAUAUAUUAAUGGGUCCUAUAGCACAGUGGUCUGUGUCCUCAGCACAAUCAUGGGACCCAAGUUCUUUUACUGGGUAGAACAGAAAGGGUUUGGCAUAUUUAAUUUUACCUGAUGCAUCUGUUCACCAAGCAGUAAAUUGGCAUUAGGGAGUUAGGGUUGCAUUCUAGGUCAGGUCUGCAGUUGACCUAGGGAAACCUCAAUAAGUCAAAGUACAAGCUUUGUUCCCGACAAUGGGAGAAUUCUAAUUUUGUUUCUGAUAGUAUUGUACAGCAUCUCGUAUUCACACUUGUAAUACUAACCUGCCUCCACCCCCUCCUUAAACACAGUUAUGAUCAAUUGGCUCCAACAUUUAUUUCCAGUUAGAGAAGAAGAAUUGAGUGGAUUUGCCUGUUAGUGGAAGUAUUUUGAAGAUGUCAUUGAUAUUAUUAAUUUAUGCAAAAAACAUUAUUUCCAUUUCCUACCUACAUGGGGAUAGGGGAUGCAAAAACUCUGAAUAAAAAUAAAUAUGUUAGUAUAAUUAGGAACUGUACAGUGUGGAGUAAGAAAAACAAAUUGUUGCAUUUUGUGGGAAGGUAUUAUGAAAAGAUGGAUUCUCAUCCCAACCUCCCAGAGGAUGCCGGAGGAUGUGAGGCCGGGUGCACCACACAGUGGUUGGUGGAGGUGUUGCCACCAACCUCCACAGAGAGGUCGUCUGUCAUUGAUAAAUGUACUAAAUGAUAAUGGAUAGUAUAUUGACAGUGUCAGAAUUAGAGAGUUGUUCACAGUUUUCUUGGUAUUAAUAUUCUGUAUGCUGUCUGCUCCCACUUGUCUUUUUACAUGUCCAUUCCAGUACAAAUAAGUUACAAUUUUUAUACAGUACAGUAUUUUGGUUUAUGUGGUGACCAAACAAGAAUAUGCAUACUUCUAGAUAAGAUCAUUACAAAUACAGUGCAGGAUAGCAAUAAAAUUCACAUGUACAAGUAGAACCCCUACACGGCUCCAAUUGCUAUGUGCAAUUGCUUGCGGUGCUCUAAUCGCCAUAUGGAAUUUUUAAAAAUUAUUUUGUGAAUUAUAUUUUGUCAUGCACACAGCACAAUGUAGGACUUAAUUAGCUGAGCCAAGUAAGGGAUAAGGAAAGUGAAUGUGGGUAAUCGUGAUGCUUUUUUAUUAUAUACAGUAUGUAUUUAUGAAGGACCAGUAUAUCCUGGGUAUUUGUUCAGAGCUUGUUGCUUGAGAUUAAAUAGAUUACUGUAUAUUAUAAUAAUAAUAUAAUAUAUUAAUCAUAUUUCUAGUAAUUUGAUUGGUAGUUCAGUGUUGUGGUACAGUAUCCGGUAACAAGAAUUGUAUAUUUAUUUUUUCACUUAUUGAUUGUAACAAGUGCAUGGCUUCUUGGUUUAAUACAUUGCAACAAAUUUGUCUUGUUGCGGGUUGAAGUUAAAUUAGAUUGUUUGGUUAUAUUAUAUUUAUGCGUUAAGUGUUUAUCAUUGUUAACAUUAUAUAUGCUUAAUUGUUUGCAGCCAAGAUUAGGUUCUAUUGUGUGUUGUACUGUUUAUAUCUAGUAAAUUAGGUACCGGUAUUAGUAAGAUAAUAAAAGCAAUUGACAGUAUGUUAGUUGUUAAUUAGUACUCUAGUGUCUGUAGGCUUUUCUAUAGGAUGUUUCUAAAUUAUAUUUUAACAAGAUGAAUUUAAUGUAGUGAUUUAAAUGUUGCUUUUACAGUGCUGAAGUGUAUGAAUAGUAUUAUUAAUAGUUCAAUAAUGAACAUAAGUUUGAUUUUUAUGAUACAUGGUAUGAGGUAGUUAUUGCUAAUAAAGUUAUUUUUUCACAA